This is a messenger RNA of Psylliodes chrysocephalus, 1647 nucleotides long. The record is from the annotation of a GenBank genome assembly. NCBI's taxonomy places the organism in Eukaryota, Metazoa, Arthropoda, Insecta, Coleoptera, Chrysomelidae.
AUGUUUUUUCUUCUAACUGUAGUAUAUUUUUUAAAAGUCUGUUACAGUUAUCAAGGUCCAGAUGUUCAAACGCCAUUGGGAAGUGUUCGUGGUGUGUGGAAAACAAGUUUACAAGGAAAUGUGUAUAGUUCUUUUGAGGGAAUCCCAUAUGCAAAACCACCGGUUGGAGACUUAAAAUUCGAAGAACCUGUACCUAUAGGCCCAUGGCAAGGCAUCUGGGAGGCUACAAAAGUGUAUCAAUGUUUGCAGGAUGGUUUGGUUGGAGCGAUGGGUAGUGAAGACUGUCUUUAUCUAAAUAUAUAUGUUCCUGGAAAGAACGUCGAGCAACAUAAAAAACUUGAUGUAGUUGUUCUCAUCCAUGGUGGAGCCUUUAUGAUGGGCAGUGGGGAUAUGAUGUUGAAUUCGGCAUUCGUAAUGGAUCAAGACCAUACUAUUUAUAUAUCUAUCAACUAUCGUUUAGGAUUAUUGGGUUUUCUUAGUACUGAAGAUGAUGAAAUACCAGGUAACAAUGGAAUGAAAGAUCAAGUAGUAGCCUUAAAAUGGGUAAACGACAACAUUGAAUACUUUGGAGGCAAUCCAAAUUCAAUAACACUAACUGGAAUGUCGGCUGGAGCAGCCAGUGUUCAUCUUCACUAUUUAUCCCCUCUCUCUAAAGGAUUAUUCCAAAGGGGGAUGUCUCAUAGUGGCACUGCUCUAAACCCCUGGGUUAUUAAAGAAAAUCCUUUAGUGUUCGCCAAAAAUCUAUCAGCUUCAGUUGGAUGUCCUGAAUCACCAAGUAAAGAACUUAAAGAAUGUAUCAAAAGGAGACCGUCUAAUCUUUUGUUAGAAAAAAGCGGUAUAUUUAAAGAGUAUCAACAGAUGCCAUUUUCCCCAUUUGCUGUAGUAAUUGAUGGAUAUUCCAAAAAUCCUUUUUUACCAGAGAAUCCUUAUCAAAUGUUACUGAAAAAAAAAGUAGCUGAUCUUCCUUGGCUUGCGUCAAUGACAAGGGAUGAAGGAAUUUUUCCUGGAGCUUGGUAUUGUGACUCUUGGGAUGAAAUUGACAAAAAUUUUAUACAAAAAGCGCAUAUAUUACUGGAUUACAAUCACACUUUGCCGGAAGAAAUUCGAGAAAAUUUUGCAACUAAAAUAAAAGAUUAUUAUUUGGGGAAAGGAGAAAGUUUAAAGGAAGAAAAUUCUAAUAAAUUUUAUGAUCUAUUAACUCACCGCUUCUUCGCUAUUGGAGUUGAAGAUGCUAUAAGACUGCAAUCGGAAGCUAAUAAAUCUCCUGUUUAUUAUUACUAUUUUAAUGUCGAUGAAGGCAAAUCACAAAUUGCAUCUUUCUUGUGUCCUCAUAAAGAAAUUAAAGGUGUUGGUCACUGUGAUGAUAUAUUUUAUAUGUAUGGAUUUCAAUUAGCUAACAUAGAACCUAUAAAAAAACUCAAAUCAGUUUUUGAUAAAAUUAUUAAAUCUUUUGUAUCAGGACAGUACCAUUUAUUAAAAGACAAUUUCAAUUGGUGGCCAUCCGAGGGAAAAUAUCUUACAUACUUAAAUAUCACAUCUGAUACCGAUUUAAAUGUACAAAACAUCCAUACAAUGGUUCCUGAAGGUAUCUGGGAUGAUUUAAAUAAUAUUGAAUACGAUAUAAAGGACAUUAAAGAUGAACUGUAA